Molecule: messenger RNA, 1362 nt
Organism: Daldinia childiae
Lineage: Eukaryota; Fungi; Ascomycota; Sordariomycetes; Xylariales; Hypoxylaceae
Exons: 1
Coding region: 1-1362 (453 amino acids)
Source: RefSeq, a predicted model, not a curated record
AUGGCAUCCGAAGCCGAGCUUCGUAAGUUCAUACACGUUGGAUUCUUGGUUAGCCAGUGGGUUGAUCGCGGCCGUUUGCAAUCCGAAAUUGAAUACCUUCGUCGCAUGGACUUAUAUAAGAAGCUGGGUGAUUGCCCCCAAGAUAAAGUACUCGAAUUCGUGGAAUACGUGACAGCCCGUCCCAGCAAUUGCGAUGGUCUGGAACGCUUUUUCAAUACGGGUCAGUGGCUGGACCUACACCCUUAUGACGAAGAGGCAAUGAGAGAGACCCAGAUCUUCAAAAUUGAUCAACAGCUAUCCCAAUUGGACGGUUCCACCAUGGACGACACUAAUCCAAGUCAAGGUGAUAUCGAUAUGUGUCGCGCUGACGAAAGUGAGCCUGACGCUUAUAUCGGUGAGUUUCACAUCAAUGGUGAGCUUAGCACUGUCGGCGAGUCUCAUAUCAAUGGCGAGCUUGAUAUUGAUAUCGAUGAGGACGAAUCCGACUAUGAGGGCGCAGAUACAUCGGAACUACUAUGUCCAUUCAACGCUUUCUUCUUGGGAACCAAUUACACCAUGAUUCAUUGGCCCUACCCUGCUACCCAUAUGACAUGGGUUAAGCGUGUCUGGUGCGCCCUUGACUUUACUCUCCCAGAGAUAGCAAAGGACGCUGCCGCAAUGAUACUUCUGGCCGACAGGAAGAAAGGCUGCACCCUUAGCCCCGUCUUCAAAUUCCUAAAUCAGCAAGCCAAGCUUAAAAUGCAGAGUGUGGAGGCCUACUCUAUCCCGCGUCUAUACCUAGCAAUUCUCCAAGCCAUGGCCGUAUGCGAUGACGAGGCCAAAUCUUACAUCUACAAGCUCGUCCCGUCUCUAAACUUAGGCGAAUGCUCUUUGGUUUCAGAUAAGGAUCUUCUUAACUUCCGAGGUAUCUGGCAUUGGGGCUCUUCCAGAUCUAUAAUAGACGUAUUCCCCACACACCCUCCUAAAGGCCACAAGAUGCGCUAUGCUACCCUAAGUCUGACUGAUGAUUUUAAAUGGCCGGUGGACUGGGCAAUGGACUGGGAUGAGGAAUCGUCCAAAGGAGAGCGCCUCUGUUUCGAAAAGAUUGCUCCGCAUUGGGAAGCGAACCUCAUGAUGAACAAUCGUUUGUCAAAUGUUGAUCAGUACUAUGGAGGCGUUUGUUUGGCAGCGCCGAUCAAUCCACAUAGUCUAACGAAGGUGCCACAAGGACUUCCGCCGAGUGACAUCAAAAGAUACAUGGAUAUGAUGCAGUCGGCGGUCAAGUAUCAAACUUUGAAAGGGCAACUGAAGCUGAUGAUCAACAAUGACAGUAUCAAUGGAGAUUCCGUCGAUAAGCUUUUGGAGCAGGUUGAGCGUAUCUAG